Aspergillus pseudonomiae is the source of this 423-nucleotide messenger RNA. RefSeq lists its product as uncharacterized. Lineage: Eukaryota; Fungi; Ascomycota; Eurotiomycetes; Eurotiales; Aspergillaceae. The record is from RefSeq and is a predicted model, not a curated record. The transcript has 3 exons. The coding region runs from base 1 to 423 and encodes 140 amino acids.
AUGCAACUCUCAGCGCCCGAGAACUGUGGGGUCACGCCGCACAUAGAAAUACCUUAUCGCAUCGACAAAGUCGUUGAACAUUCUCAAGAUUCUGCCCCUGCAAGUAUUCUACUGGCCAACGACACCUGCCAAGUCUCGGAGUUCAUAUCCUUGUUCAACGUCGGAUUCAGCACCCUCGUGCAUGACGAUCCACCCAGUAUUUACAAGUACCCAACGCUGAAGAAGAGCGAUUUGCAGUCUCUUUCUCGAAUUGCUCCUUCAGUAUUCAGUCUUAGAUACCGCGAAGCCAUGCAGCGUUUCGCUGCUUCAGAGAUACACCGCAACCAAAGAAAACAUCGAAGAGAACAUCCAAUUCCACGACGACUGGGGCAUCGACGAAACACAAACAUCAGACUGUUAUCUAGGCACAAAUGGAGAUAUUGA